GGCAUUUGGACAUGUGAAGUAUGAACCAAACUCCAAGUAAGAAAUCUAAAAUGAAGAGAAAGGGGAAUGAUUUCAGACCGAAUCCAUCGUUCAGUAAAGAAAGUGCUUCACCAAGAUCACCGUAUGUUGGUGACCCAAGGCUUGUGCCAAGGAUCCAACAGUACUUGGACAAUAGGCCAGAUAACCAAGUUAUCAAUGUUGUUACCAUGGCAGGUGAACUUCAGGAUAAAUAUCCAGCCUAUGCCAGGAAGAAAAGGAUAGCAUUUGUGAAGCAAGUUGAAAAGGCAUAUAACAUUAUAUGUGCGGAGGGUGAUUUAGAAGAUACCAUAGAAGAUAGCUCCUGUAGUUUAGAGGAAAAACACCUGGCUAAAAGGAGAAAACAAAUAGACGAAGGCCCAGAUAAUGAUGACAGUGACACAAGUGCAAGUUUCUCUGAUAACGCAGAGUAUGUCACAUAUAAGGAUACAAACUCAGUGAACAGCUUACUCACAAAUCUCUACAACAAAAAUACCCCAGGGUCAAGGCCAAGUACUCCAGGUUCAAAGCCAAAUUCAAGGCCAAGGUCGCCAGUCUCACAGCCUGAGUCAAGGUCACCAAUUUCAUUUCCAGGCCAGUCUGAAACCCUAAGAAAUAAAACUAAAUUGAAUGACAAAAUAAAGGGAGAAAAAUUAUCUAAUGGCAAAAGAAAGUCUUUUAUUGGACAGAAGAAUGUGGAAACCCCUGAAGCUAAAGAGGAGGAUGAUAUCAUUGAGAUGUGGACAAUAGAUAGAAAUGGUGACAUCCAAGAUCAAUCCACUUCUCAAAAGCCAACUCCAAAAGGCUUAAAAAAUCCAACAAAGCAACUCCCUGGUGGAUCUAAUAAUAAAAGUGACAAAGGCUCUAAAGCUGGUCUGAACACUAAAGCUGGACCUAGCUCUAAGACUGGGAGCAGUUCCAUUAUAACUACAGACUUAUUUAAUGUAACUAGCAGUCAAGUCCUAAGUAACACUCCCACAAUUUGUAGCACAAAUAUAGCUAACAUUUUGGAUGAGAAAGUUCUCGCCCAACAGUUGAUGCCCCAUAUUCAGUAUAUAACCCCAGAGACAGCUACUUUGAAAACUACUGAAUAUUUAAGGAAAAGCAUGAACUCUAGUCAAGAUCAACUCUUGAAAAAUCCCGAUAUUAGCAACAUUAUAGAUAUAGCUGACUCUGCACCAAGUACCCCUAAAUCAUCAGUUGACGAUGGUGUGGAUAUUUCAGCUGAAACACCUUUAAGGAAGAAUGAUAAGGAGGCUUAUGUGUCUUUAAAAACGCCAAAGUCUGUAAAGAAGAAAAAGAAAACUGGAGAACGGGAAAAAGAGACUGAAAAGAAAGGGGUCGCUGUCCAACAAUCGCAGGUGAAGUUUGCAGAUAUUGGAGGAAAUGAUUCAACUCUUAAGGAAAUCUGCAAACUACUGGUUCACAUGAAGCACCCAGAGGUCUAUAGACAGCUAGGAGUCACCCCACCUCGAGGAUUUCUGCUCCAUGGACCCCCAGGAUGUGGCAAGACCCUUCUUGCUCAUGCAGUUGCAGGGGAACUUGAAAUGCCAUUCUUGAAGUUGGCAUCCACUGAGAUUGUGUCUGGGGUGUCAGGAGAGUCAGAAGAGAAGAUUAGAGAUCUCUUUGAGAAGGCAAGGGCCAGUGCUCCUUGUGUUUUGUUCAUUGAUGAAAUUGAUGCUAUUACACAGAAAAGAGAAACAGCGUCUAAAGAUAUGGAGAGACGCAUUGUCUCACAGCUUCUCACUUGUAUGGAUGAUUUAAACAGUGCAGUGAAUGCUCCUGUGCUUGUGAUUGGUGCAACUAACAGAGCAGAUUCCCUGGAUCCAGCCUUGAGAAGAGCAGGCAGAUUUGACAGAGAGAUUUCUCUUGGAAUCCCCAAUGAAGCAGCAAGAAAAAGUAUACUCGAGGUGUUGUGCCGAGGCCUGAGACUUGCUGAUGAUGUUGACAAUGAACAACUAGCUCGUGAUACACCUGGAUUUGUGGGUGCAGACCUUCAGUCAUUAGCCAGGGAGGCUGCUAUGUCAGCUGUUAACAGGAUAUUUAAUGAAAUAGAAAAUAAGCAGAAGCGUCAAGCUUGUAAUAACAUUACCCUGGAUGAAACUCAAACAGAGUGUGACCUUAUAGUGAUAGACAAUGAUGUUAAUGCAAUAGAUGUGGACAGUACAGAUGUUGUUAUCGCAGAGGUGGAAAUUGAAGAUGUUGAUGACAUCACUGAGGUUUCUAAAAAAGAUGAGAUUUGUUCUCCUAAAGAAACAGUUAAUGACUGUAGAGCUACAAUUAGUAAUUGUAAAGAAACAGAAAGUAAUUGUAAAGAAACAGUUAGUAAUUGUAAAGAAACAGAAAGUAAUUGUAAAGAAACAGUUAGUGAUUGUAAAGAAAAGGAAAGUGAUUGUAAAGAAACAGAGAGGGAUUGUAAAGAAAAGGAAAGUGAUUGUAAAGAAAUAGAAAGCAUUUGUAAAGAAACUGUCAACAAUUGUAAAGAAACAGAAAGUGAUUGUAAAGAAACAGAAAGCAAUUGUAAAGAAACAGAAAGAAAUAGUAAGGAAAUUGGUAGUGACGGCCAAAACAUUCCAAAUGACACUAAAAAUUUAUCAGAACAAACUGAAACAAAUGUUUUAUCAGAUGAAACUUCACCACAAGAGUGCAAUGUUAGUGAAUUAAAAUUGGACUCUAAUAGUAUUAAUGAUAAUGGACAGUCAGCCAAAGGGGAUGAUAAAAAUAAUUCUGGGGAAGUGAAUAAAACUGAAGAUACAAAAGAAAACGGAAACUCCAAAAAUUGUACAUUGGCUGCUAAUUCUAGUCCUAAACAACAGUUGAAGGAUUGCAACAACCAAUCAGAUGGUGUAUCCCAUAAUGCAUCAAAUGGUAAUGAAAAUGAAAAACAAACUGAUGUUGAAAUCAUUAACAUUGAUGGUUCAAACUUAGACAACAGCAUUGAAGAAAUUAAAAUUAAAGGUGAAAAAACUAAUACAAAGUCUAUUGAAAAACAAUCUGAAAUAAUUGGAAAUGAGACUACAAGCAGAUCUGAAAUUAGUAUGGAAGUUGACGAUUCUGAUUCAAUUACCGCUGUUAAGAAAAUGGACCCAAUCAGCAGUCAAUCUAAGGAACCUGAGAGUGGAGAAAUAGAAAUAUUGCUUGAAACUAUUGAAGCUGAUGCUGAUGACAGUUCCAAGGAGUCUGAUGAAGAUGAUAUUGCUGAUGUCACAGAACCAACUGAAAAAGAACAACUUAAUUCAGUAUUGUCAUGGUUACGAGACUCACCUCCCCUCUCCGUGGAGCAACUGGAAAACUUAGCCAUAACAAAACAAGAUUUCAAGGAUGCACUCAAGGUUGUCCAACCGUCAGCUAAGAGAGAGGGCUUUGCCACUAUACCAGAUGUGACCUGGGAUGACAUUGGAGCAUUGAAGGAAGUCAGAGAAGAGCUACAAAUGGCUAUACUGGCACCUGUUAGACACCCCGAGCAGUUCAGAUCUCUAGGGUUGACCAACCCCCCUGGUAUACUUUUAGCAGGUCCCCCUGGCUGUGGCAAGACACUGCUGGCCAAGGCUAUUGCUAAUGAAUCUGGGAUCAACUUCAUCUCUGUGAAGGGUCCUGAGCUGUUAAACAUGUAUGUUGGUGAAAGUGAGAGAGCUGUUCGUCAAGUAUUCCAACGUGCCAGGAACUCAUGCCCUUGUGUCAUUUUCUUUGAUGAGUUAGAUGCCCUGUGCCCCAAGAGAUCUCACGGGGGAGAGGGAGGGUCAAGUGUUCGUGUUGUUAACCAGUUGCUAACUGAGAUGGAUGGGUUAGAGGAGCGCAAACAAGUUUACAUAAUGGCAGCCACCAAUCGACCAGACAUUAUAGACCCAGCUAUAAUGCGACCUGGUAGAUUAGACAAACUUUUGUUUGUGGGGAUGCCAACAGUAGAAGAUAGAAUAGACAUUCUCAAUGCUAUUACAAAGAAUGGAACCAAGCCAAAAUUCCAAAAUAAUGUGUGCUUAAAAGAGAUUGCUGGUCAUGAACAAUGUGGGCAUUACACAGGAGCAGACCUAGCUGCCUUGGUGAGAGAGGCUUCUGUAGUGGCCUUGAAGGAGUUCAUAGCAUCAGAGGCUGGUUUAACUAAAUCCCCUGUUAGAGUAGGGAAACAACACUUUGAAGUGGCGUUUCAUAAAGUGAAGCCAUCUGUCUCUCAAAAGGAUAAGGCAAUGUAUGAUCGACUCAAGAUGAGAUCUGCAACAGACUAGAGACCCAAUAUCCUCUUAAUAAGAUGUACAAGACAAAUUGUGUAGUGACCACUUGGAGAGACACAUUGGAAUAAAGGAUGAUGAAGGAAUUUACAGCAUUCCUUUAGGGUGCCUUAUAGGACCAAUGGACUUCAAGUCAUGCCCAGAUUACGAGUUACAGCCAUAUCUUUCCAUCAGGAUAAUGAACAAGACUGUCAGUCUCAAUCAGGAUGAAAUGGGCUAAUGGAGCAAAUAUUCGGAAAGAUUUUGAAGUCAGAAAUGAAAUCUCCUAUAGUUGUUAAUGGCCUGCUUCUCACAAAUAUAAAUAAUAUAUUUUCAAAACAAAAAAUUAAUGCCAACAUUUUCAUUUCUUUAAUUGGAAAAUUGGGAAAUUAUGUUAACAAUGACAUUCAGUCAAUGUUAGUAUUUAGAAUAUGUGAGUUAUGACUGACAUGUACAUUGCAAAUGGUGCUAGCUUUUUCUGAAAUGACUUGGAAUUUGACAAAAUGGAGGUGAUUUAUUAAUAAAGAUACUUGUAGAAAAAAGUAUUUUUGUGUCACCACCAGGAAGGACAUUGUGAAGUAUUGUUACAGCCACCAUUUUUGUGGCUGGCCAUUGGCAUCUGUGACAAUUGUCACUUUUGUAACCAUUUGAAAUAUCUUUCCAUGAAAAUUACAUUUUGAGAGGAUCAGGCUGAAUCUACAUUGAUGUAUGCAUCAGGAAAAAAGUUGUUUCAUCACCACCAGAAAUGGUGACAU
Owenia fusiformis is the source of this 4975-nucleotide messenger RNA. NCBI's taxonomy places the organism in Eukaryota, Metazoa, Annelida, Polychaeta, Sabellida, Oweniidae. The record is from the annotation of a GenBank genome assembly.